CUACUGUGGAAGAGAAAUUAUGCAGCUCGCAAUUGUGUUAAAGUGCUUAAGUGGAGUGUUUGUCUUACUUCAUAGUGCAAAAUGGGUUUCUUGUGAGGAAUUUUUGCAGAAUCAUGAACAAGAAUGUUGGCUCGACAAGAGGGAAGUGGUGGCUAUUAUUUUAGCACGGGGUGGUUCGAAGGGGAUUCCACUGAAGAACUUGGCAAAGUUUCAGGGAGAAUCUUUACUUAUGCGAAGUCUCAGAAUUGUUAGAAACUCUGGCAUUUUCAGUGAAAUUUGGGUUUCUACAGACAGCGAUGUUAUUGCAUAUGAAGCAGCAUCUUUGGAUGGAAUACUAAUCCAUCGUAGACCAGAAAUUUAUGCUCUGGAUACAACAUCUUCGAUUGAGAGUGUACAAGAAUUUCUUUUGCAUCACAAAGAGAUAGAGCAUAUUGCUCUGAUUCAAUGUACUUCUGUUUUCCUCAAGGAAUCAUAUCUGAAACUGGCUUUUGAACUCUUCAAGAGUUCCGAAUGCGUCUUCUCGGUAACAAGAAGUCACAAACUGAGAUGGAAAGUGUCACAAAAUCUACUUAUACCUCUUAAUUUUGAUCCUUCAAAUCGUCCUCGCCGUCAGGAUUGGGAUGGAGAACUUCUCGAGAAUGGAAUGUUCUAUUUUGCAAUUAAAAGCUUGAUAAAACGCGGUGUUUUCCAGAAAAACUCAUGUAAAUUUGUGGAAAUUGAACCAGAAGAUUCGUUAGAAAUUGAUAAGAUAUUUGAUUUAGAGAUGGGUCAGUGUCUUCUCAAUUUACGUCAGAAUGAUACAGAUUGAAAUAAAUUGUAUAUCAUUCAAACUUAAUUUAAAUCUCUGGUUAAUUGAAAUAUUCAACUUCAAAAGGUUCACUUUUUUGUUAGAAGUAUUUUUUUUAUUUUAACAUUAAAUCCUUAAAAUCAUUUAAAAGCUGUUAAAUCUGUUUAACAACAAAAAAGAAAAUUAGAAAUUAUGAAAAUCAUAAUUUUCAACGGGUUUUAGUAAUAGUAAUAGUAAUAUUUAUUCAAUCACAAAAAUAGGGUUCAUCCUUCUUACAAUAUUGAUAAAGAUAAAAAGAAAAACAAGUAAAAAAAUAGCAACAAAACAAAGAAAUGAAAAAGAAAAAUAAAAGAAGGAUUUACAAUAGUAUAAGAAAAGAUUAAUGAAAAUUGAAUAAAUAAAAAGAUCUAAUAAGUGCUUCCUUAAGAUUCAGCCUGAAAAAAGCGUCGGAAGGCAUCUGCAAGCCUAUGCAGAUCACUUUGAACUUGGAUCACUUGGUUUUAAAAGGAAUUAUGAAUUUAUCUUAAGCUUGUUGUAAGAAGAGCUUAUAAAAGGUGUGAUUCUUUCAUUGCAAAUUAGGUUGUGUGCAACAUUUAAAGAACGUACACGCAGGAAAAAAUAUUUCGUAAAAUUGUUCGUAAAUAUUUGUGAAUUGCUGUCCUGUUUGUAAAUUGGCGUGUUUAAUAAAUAUUAGAAUUAUAAAUUA
Molecule: messenger RNA, 1493 nt
Organism: Phlebotomus papatasi
Lineage: Eukaryota; Metazoa; Arthropoda; Insecta; Diptera; Psychodidae
Gene: Csas
Product: N-acylneuraminate cytidylyltransferase A
Exons: 2
Coding region: 20-808 (262 amino acids)
Molecular function (GO): N-acylneuraminate cytidylyltransferase activity
Source: RefSeq, a predicted model, not a curated record